AUGGGGCGGGGCCUGUCCUCCCCACAGUCCUCGCCACUGUCCACAGUCCUCGCCACUGCCCACAGUCCUCCCCACUGCCCACAGUCCUCCCCACUGCCCACAGUCCUCCCCACUGCCCACGGUCCUCGCCACUCCCCACAGUCCUCCCCACUGCCCACGGUCCUCGCCACUCCCCACGGUCCUCACCACUGCCCACAGUCCUCGCCACUGCCCACGGUCCUCGCCACUCCCCACGGUCCUCGCCACUCCCCACGGUCCUCCCCACUGCCCACGGUCCUCGCCACUCCCCACGGUCCUCACCACUGCCCACAGUCCUCGCCACUCCCCACGGUCCUCGCCACUCCCCACAGUCCUCGCCACUCCCCACAGUCCUCGCCACUGCCCAAAGUCCUCGCCACUGCCCACGGUCCUCGCCACUCCCCACAGUCCUCGCCACUCCCCACAGUCCUCGCCACUGUCCACAGUCCUCGCCACUGUCCACGGUCCUCACCACUCCCCACGGUCCUCGCCACUCCCCACAGUCCUCGCCACUGUCCACAGUCCUCGCCACUGCCCACAGUCCUCACCACUCCCCACAGUCCUCGCCACUCCCCACAGUCCUCACCACUCCCCACAGUCCUCACCACUCCCCACAGUCCUCACCACUCCCCACAGUCCUCGCCACUCCCCACAGUCCUCGCCACUGCCCACAGUCCUCACCACUGCCCACAGUCCUCACCACUCCCCACAGUCCUCACCACUCCCCACAGUCCUCACCACUCCCCACAGUCCUCGCCACUCCCCACAGUCCUCACCACUCCCCACAGUCCUCACCACUGCCCACAGUCCUCACCACUGUCCACAGUCCUGGCCACUGUCCACAGUCCUGGCCACUGGCCACAGUCCUGGCCACUGGCCACAGUCCUCACCACUCCCCACAGUCCUCACCACUGUCCAUAG
Messenger RNA from Apodemus sylvaticus (European woodmouse), 939 nucleotides. RefSeq lists its product as uncharacterized. The transcript is spliced from 2 exons. Lineage: Eukaryota; Metazoa; Chordata; Mammalia; Rodentia; Muridae. The coding region runs from base 1 to 939 and encodes 312 amino acids. The record is from RefSeq and is a predicted model, not a curated record.